GUGGGGUGGUGGGAGUGGUUGGGGGUAGGUUGGGUGGUAGGUGGAAUGCAUAGUGGACUUGUUUUCCCUACUUUUAUUGGGGAAGUCAUUUUCCCCAUUUUUAAGGAGCUUGUUUUCCUCAAGAAAAUGUUUUCCAAAAUUUUUGACCAAACGAACAUGAGAAAAUUGGAAAAAAAUGUUUUCCUCCAUACCGAACACACCCCUAAUGGCCCUAAAAUGGGAACUCCAUAAAGAAUAAACAAAACUCUGUUUCUUUUCAUCUUAAACUGUCAGUGGCUAAAGAACUCACUUUUACUGAAGUUAAAUAAGUCAGAAGCAUACCUAGCCAGUACAGUGAGUCAUUAGGAUAGUUCUCUGGUGUUAUUAGAGUUAAGACAAAGAUUAAGAUGCCAACUCAUAGUUUCAUGAAAGCUGUCUGCUCAUUUGCCCGUUGGCAAGCUUUACAGCCCGUUGAAGUAAUUCCGCUGCAUGGGAAAAUUCAAUCUUAACAAGGUGGCAGCAGUUUCAGGUGAUGCACGCCGUGCACUAGAAAUAUGUAGGCGAGCUGCGGAACUUACAGAUUAUCAUGCUAAGAAAUUGCUUUUAAUUCCCAGUUCUGCUGCAGCAGGUAAAAUACUUGUCAGAAUGGCAGAUGUCGAAGCAGCCAUUCAAGAAAUGUUCCAGGCUCCUCAUAUCCAAGUGAUGAGAAGCUGCUCCAAACUGAGUAAAAUUUUCUUGGCAGCUAUGGUAUAUGAGGGUCAUAAGACAGGGAUGAGUGAAACCACCUUUGACAAGUUGGCAAUGACUGUUUCCUGCCUCUGUACAAGCAAUGGUGAAAAGUUUCCAGGGUGGGAUAUGCUUCUAAAAGCUGGAUGCAAGCUUGGUGAAUGUAGAAUACUUCUAUGUGAACCUGGAGUAAAGCAUAAAUUGCAAAAGAUACAGCUCAACUUCCCAAGUGAUGAUGUUUCUUUUGCACUUAAAGACAGCAAGGAGUUGCCAUGGUUGGCUAAGUAUCUCUGACUUGUGGAUGUUCAAGUUUGGUUGCAAUUCUUUUUCCUUCUUGGAUACUCAUUGGUUCCAUAUCCUUGUUUACGAGCACUCAGUUCACGUCUAACCUGAAGAUUCUUCACAAAAACAGUCCUGUUUUCCUUGGCAUCUAUGAGCUUGUUAACAUUAUUUAUAUGGACCAGUUUUAUACUCGAUUAAAAUUGAUACGGACUUAUUUGAAUGUGUUAUGAGGAUGUUUCUCCAACUGCCUGAGUAUGGAGAAUCUGUAUAUUUAAUUGUUUCUCCAGACUAAAAAAUAUGAAAUUUAAGAGUAUUGUGAGAUUCUGCUGA
This is a messenger RNA of Lycium ferocissimum, 1317 nucleotides long. Its product is annotated as origin of replication complex subunit 1A-like. The record is from RefSeq and is a predicted model, not a curated record. Lineage: Eukaryota; Viridiplantae; Streptophyta; Magnoliopsida; Solanales; Solanaceae. The transcript has 7 exons. Bases 469 to 999 code for a protein of 176 amino acids. Gene Ontology annotation, cellular component: nuclear origin of replication recognition complex. Gene Ontology annotation, molecular function: DNA replication origin binding. Gene Ontology annotation, biological process: DNA replication initiation; mitotic DNA replication checkpoint signaling.